This is a messenger RNA of Trichoplax adhaerens, 1794 nucleotides long. RefSeq lists its product as uncharacterized. Lineage: Eukaryota; Metazoa; Placozoa; Uniplacotomia; Trichoplacea; Trichoplacidae. Gene Ontology annotation, cellular component: cytoplasm. The record is from RefSeq and is a predicted model, not a curated record. The annotation marks the transcript as partial. Gene Ontology annotation, biological process: signal transduction. The transcript has 7 exons. Gene Ontology annotation, molecular function: protein binding.
AGCCAAAAAAUGAAAGGUAAAAAGCAUUGGGCACAAAAAGCUCAUGAGAUAGUGUUGACUCGCGGCCAAAAUGGAAGCUUUAACUUUACUAUUGAUGGUGGUGCAGACAAUGGACAAUUCUGCUUUGUUGGUAGUGCAUACACUGAAAAAGGACAAAUCAAAUCUGGAAAAUUACAUGCGUAUGAAACGGUGUUAGAAAUUAAUUCCAAGAAGGUUUCUGGUUACACUCAGAAUGAUGUUGUUGAUCUUAUCAAAAGUUCACCGGAACCGUUAAGAUUGUUGACCGUUAAAUCAAAUACGGCACUUCCUAGAGAUCUGCGUCAAUAUUUACGAAGUCGAUUCCAAAGAGAUUCUGCCGAUCAUGAGCUACAACAAACCAUUCGCGAUAACUUGUACAUGAGAACUGUUCCAUGCACUACUCGGCAACCUCGUCCAGGUGAAAGGCAAGGCGUCGAUUACUUAUUUUUGAGCGUUAAAGAAUUUGAAGAGAUGGAAAAGCGUGGGGAACUACUAGAAAGUGGAUUAUUUGAAGGUAAUCACUAUGGCACGCCUAAACCGUCGAAAGAAUUUCAACAACCUCUCCCAUCAGAUCAGCCACCUCGCGACGAUAUGCCACAGGACAAUGACAAUGAUGGUGGUAAUUAUCAAAGUGAAAGAAAUCCUGAGUUCUCAGAUAUUCCUGAAGAUCUUGGACCAUUACCUGAGGAAUGGAUUGUAAAAUACGCUUCAUCAUCUAACCAGCCUUAUUAUAUCGACACAUCUACUCAAACGGUGCAUUGGCUGGAUCCCCGUUUGACCAAGUAUCAGCAACAUACAUUAUUGGAUUGCGAAGAAGAUGAAUUACCAUUCCAGUGGGAGGUCAUAAACGAUCCACAAGCUGGCCCAUAUUAUAUCGAUCAUGUACACCGCCGAACUCAGUUUGAAAAUCCAAUAGCGGAAUUUCGACGCAAGGAAAGAGAUGCAUACUCACAGUCACCAGAUGAAGAUUUAGCAUCUCGCGGCAUUAAACCACCACAUUAUUUGGAUACGCCAAAUGCACGUGAAAUUCCACUAUGUGGAGAGAUUAUAAGGACGAAUUUGUUUAAAGGCCCAAGAGGGUUUGGUUUUACAAUCGUAGGAGGAGACGAGCUUGGUGAAUUUUUGCAAAUUAAAAAUAUAGUAGCUGAUGGCCCUGCUGACCAGAAUGGUCGAUUAAAUGUGGGAGAUGUCUUGGUUAUGGUUAAUGAUUACAAUGUGUUGUAUCUAUCUCAUGCUGAAGUCGUCGACAUGUUUUCGAAGAUACCUUCUGGUUCAGAGGUAUAUAUUGAAGCUCGACGUGGUUAUGAUGGCGCAGAGCUGAAUGAGCCCGAUGUAGCAGCUGAUGGACAACCACCGCCAGAUUACUCAGAAUCAUCACCAAACAUGUACAGUCGUGGUCAAAGAGCUUCUAUAGAACACGAUGCUAUAAACAGGAAUCCUCCACAAAACGAAUAUUUCGAGCCUGCACCAUCCAAUCUAAGGAAUACAGAUUCUCCACAUCAGCAAUCGCCAGAGAUUAUAACAUCAAAUAUCGCCAAAGGUACAAUGGGCUUUGGCUUUACUAUUGCAGAUAGUACUUUUGGUCAAAGAAUUAGAUCCAUUAUGGACAACCAACGUUGUCGACAACUCAGAGAAGGCGACUUACUACUAGAUAUUGAUGGCCAAAAUGUUAAAAAUUUUAAUCAUUUCCAGUUAGUGAAUAUGCUUAAAUCAUACACAAUUGGUCAAUAUGUGAAUAUUACAGUACAAAGAGGAGGUAAUAACGGUCAGCUAUAA